GGGCCAUGGCCAGGAGGUCGGGCCUGGGGCCCAGGUGGCUGGAGGCUGUGGCCACUGUGCUUUUGCUUGGAUUAUUCCGGAAUGGGAUAGAAGCAGUUGUGGCCGAAGACUCCUGUGGCAUGGUCCCUCAAGGACGCAUCACAGGUGGUACCACUGCAGCUCGCGGCCAGUGGCCCUGGCAGGUCAGCAUCAACCACCACGGCACCCACGUGUGCGGCGGCUCUCUCGUGUCCAAUCAGUGGGUGCUGUCGGCUGCUCACUGCUUCCCAAGUGACAACAAGAUAGAAGAAUACGAGGUCAAGCUGGGCGCCCACCAGCUGGACUACUACAGCACUGACACCCAGGUCCGCGGGGUGGCCCAGGUCAUUUCCCAUGAGAAAUAUUCCCACGAGGGCUCCAUGGGAGACAUUGCGCUCCUCCGGCUCAGCAGCUCCGUCACCUUCUCCCGCUACAUCCGGCCUAUCUGCCUCCCCGCAGCCAACGCCUCCUUCCCCAAUGGCCUCCAGUGCAUUGUCACUGGCUGGGGCCAUGUGGCGCCCUCAGUGAGCCUCCCGAACCCCCGGCCACUGCAGCAACUUGAAGUACCGCUGAUCAGUCGUGAGACCUGUAACUGCCUGUACAAUAUCAAUGCCAAGCCUGGGGAGCCCCACCUAAUCGACCAGGAUAUGCUGUGCGCUGGCUACGUGAACGGGAGUAAGGACGCCUGCCAGGGUGACUCUGGGGGCCCACUUUCCUGCCCAGUGGCAGGCCGCUGGUACCUGGCAGGCAUUGUAAGCUGGGGUGAUGCCUGUGGGGCCCCUAACAGGCCUGGUGUUUAUACCCUGACCUCCGUCUAUGCCUCCUGGAUUCACUACAAAGUGGCAGAGCUCCAGCCUCAGGUGGUGCCCCAAAUGGAGGAGUCCCAGCCCGAUGGCCACCUCUGCAGCCACUACAAGGGUUUCAACUCUGCCCCAGCACAGGGCUUGGUGGGGCCCAUCCUUCUGCUGCCACUUGGCCUGACCCUGGGCCUCCUCCGCCCACUGCAUGAGGACUGAGCUACUCACGCCUGGGAGCUGCUUUGCUUCUGAGACCUCCACAUCACACCCAAGGACGGAUGCUGUUCCCAUGUUAGGCCCCACCUGGGACACUCUGGGCCCAGGGCCUGACUUGAGUCACUCCCUCCUCCCAGGACCCUGUGGGAGUUCAAGGCACCAUCCUGAACUCUGAGCCCACUCUUCUGGAUUGUUCUUUGGGACA
This is a messenger RNA of Budorcas taxicolor (takin), 1236 nucleotides long. It is a transcript of the gene PRSS8, whose product is annotated as serine protease 8. Bases 6 to 1034 code for a protein of 342 amino acids. The transcript has 6 exons. The record is from RefSeq and is a predicted model, not a curated record. Gene Ontology annotation, biological process: positive regulation of sodium ion transport; proteolysis. NCBI's taxonomy places the organism in Eukaryota, Metazoa, Chordata, Mammalia, Artiodactyla, Bovidae. Gene Ontology annotation, molecular function: serine-type endopeptidase activity; sodium channel regulator activity.